Molecule: messenger RNA, 11356 nt
Organism: Coregonus sp. 'balchen'
Lineage: Eukaryota; Metazoa; Chordata; Actinopteri; Salmoniformes; Salmonidae
Source: the annotation of a GenBank genome assembly
CACUGGGGCAUUCCAGCACUGCUUCGAUGUGCGGAAUAACCGCUUCCAAAAUUCAAAUCCACUGCCGCCGAAGCAAAAGCGGAACUCUCUGAGAUGCUGUAACUAGCUAGCUACAAUGUUUCCAACCAACUUGUCGUGACUUUCUCAUCCUUUGUAAGUAAAAAACUAGCUAGCUAGUCAACUAGUCAUAAAACGGAAGAACGGAUACUGUUCAUUGUUGUUCAUCAGGAACGUCAUUAGCAUGCUAACGCUUUAGUUAGCUGACUGGCCAACAGCUGAGUUAGCUAACUAAGUAUCUAAAGUUAGCUACUAUAGUUUUUUUGCAAGAUAAAGCUAUCUAUAUUAUUGGAUUUGGCAAGACCGAUACAGCUAGCACUAGGUUGAUGGUUAACGCUUGUUUGCGUGGUCAGCAAACGGCUGUUUAAAAUCUUUGUUUACAGAGCUAAAGUUAGCUAGCUACUUUGUUAGCCAAGGCAUACAUGCAAGCUAGCUAGCUAGUUGUAAACAACCCCGUUUUCCCCAGUGCAUGGCCUGUUGCGCAUUAAUGAUGCCCGAAGAAGUUGAAAACAUAUCGGCUUGUUCCGAUCCAUUGACUGGAAAUAAUCCUAAUUCUUUCUUACAUUCUACUUUGGAACAGUUCUUUACUGCAAAAACACUUACACUUAAAAUGGACAAAACUGAUGCUGUAGCUGUCAUUGGACUUCAGAGAUAUUUGACAGAACAACAAAAUGUUAGACAACAACAACAACCUCCUGACAGCUACAGCUAUGACAUGACAGUGACUGAUGGAGUCUGGCAGGCCAAGUGCAUUCUUGACCGUAGUUUAAAUAAUCUGAUCCACAAAAACAUUAUUCGCAGUGGAAUUGAUAUCAACAUCACCCAGUGCUCGUUUGUUUACAAUGAGAGAAGAUUGGGUCAGGGUUGUGUUUGCAUCGAGAAGAUUGAACAUGGUUCAAAGGAGUCUAAUGUGUUGCGCAAGAUUAAGGACUUGGAUUCCCUCCCCAUGCUUUCAAAGGAUGGCUUUGGAAACAUUGUGGCAUUGCAAAGUGAUUCACCCCUGCAGGUGGGCCGUAAGCAUUACCUGUCUCUUUGGAAUAACGAGGAUCCUGAAGGCAGAGUAUGGGUUCCAGAUGUCCCCCCAUCAGACGUGGUGCUGGAUGGUAAGAUGAGAAUUUCAGUUGCUGACUUUUGUGAGAAACUACAACCUCCCACAGAAAUUGUGAUAAGAUGUUAUGUCUUCAACAGUGUCAAAGAUGACCCUCCUGUGUGAUCUAGAGUCGUCUCUCGGAUGCAUGUUUCGACCUCUACCCCUGAUAGUGAGGGUGAUUCAUAAAUCCAGACUGCGGUAUUAUGGAAAACCUGGACUCAAGAUUGAUUACCCAUACCAGGUGAGGCAUAAACAUACAGUGCCUUCGGAAAGUAUUCAGACCCCUUGACUUUUUCCACAUUUUGUAAUGUUACAGCCUUAUUCUAAAAUUGAUUAAAAUGUGUUUUCCCCAUCAAUCUACACACAAUACCCCAUAAUGACAAACAAAAACAGGAUUUUUUAAUUUUUUUACAUUUUAGUCAUUUAGCAGACGCUCUUAUCCAGAGCGACUUGCAGUUAGUGAAUACAUUUAUUUUAUUUUAUACUGGCCCCCCGUGGGAAUCGAACCCACAACCCUGGCGUUGCAAACGCCAUGCUCUAUCAACUGAGCUACAUCCCUGCCGGCCAUUCCCUCCCCUACCCUGGACGACGCUGGGCCAAUUGUGCGCCGCCCAUGAGUCUCCCGGUCGCGGCCGGCUGCAACAGAGCCUGGAUUCGAACCAGGAUCUCUAGUGGCACAGUUAGCACUGCGAUGCAGUGCCUUAGACCACUGCGCCGCUCAUAUAUAUAUAUAUAUGAAAAACGUAUGCACUCACUAACUGUAAGUCGCUCCAGAUCUGUGCCUCGACACAAUCCUGUCUCGGAGCUCUACGGACAAUUCCUUCGACCUCAUGGCUUGGUUUUUGCUCUGACAUGCACUGUCAACUGUGGGACCUUAUAUAGACAGGUGUGUGCCUUUCCAAAUCAUGUCCAAUCAAUUGAAUUUACCACAGGUGGACUCCAAUCAAGUUGUAGAAACAUCUCAAGGAUGAUCAAUCGAAACAGGAUGCACCUGAACUCAAUUUCGAGUCUCAUAGCAAAGGGUCUGAAUACUUAUGUAAAUAAGGUAUUUCUGUUUUUUAUUUUGUAUACAUCUGGCCCUUCAUUGGACACUGUGUUAACAAACCUCCAAACGAGCUUCAAUGCCAUACAACACUCCUUCAGUAGCCUCCAACUGCUCUUAAACACUAGUAAAACUAAAUGCAUGCUCUUCAAUCGAACGCUGCUAGAAUCACUACUCUCGACGGGUCUGACCUAGAGUAUGUGGACAACUACAAAUACCUAGGUGUCUGGUUAGACUGUAAACUCUCCUUCCAGACUCACAUUAAGAAUCUCCAAUCCAAAGUUAAAUCUAGAAUCGGCUUCCUAUUUCGCAACAAAGCCUCCUUCACUCAUGCUGCCAAACAUGCCCUCGUAAAACGGACUAUCCUACCGAUCCUUGAUUUUGGCGAUGUCAUUUACAAAAUAGCCUCCAACACUCUACUCAGCAAAUUGGAUGUAGUCUAUCACAGUGCCAUCCGUUUUGUCUCCAAAGCCCCAUACACUACCCACCACUGUGACCUGUACGCUCUUGUUGGCUGGUCCUCACUACAUGUUCGUCGUCAAACCCACUGGCUCCAGGCCAUCUAUAAAUCACUGCUGGGUAAAUCCCCGCCUUAUCUUAGCUCAUUGGUCACCAUAGCAGCACCCACCCGUAGUCUGCGCUCCAGCAGGUAUAUCUCACUGGUCAUCCCCAAAGCCAACACCUCCUUUGGCCGCCAUUCCUUCCAGUUCUCUGCUGCCAAUGACUGGAAAUAAUUGCAAAAAUCUCUGAAGCUGGAGACUCUUAUCUCCCUCACUAACUUUAAGCAUCAGUUGUCAGAGCACCUUACCGAUCACUGCACCUGUACACAGCCCAUCUGAAAUUAGCCCACCCAACUACCUCAUCCCUAUAUUGUUAUUUAUUUUGCUCUUUUGCACCCCAGUAUCUCUCUUUGCACAUAAUCUCUUGCACAUCUAGCAUUCCAGUGUUAAUUAUAAUUAUAAUUAUUUAGCACUAUAGCCUAUUACCUCCAUAACUUGCUACAUUUGCACACUCUGUUGUAUUUUUUUGACUUUGUUUUUUUACCCCAUAUGCAACUCUGUGUUGUUUUUAAUCGCACUGCUUUGCUUUAUCUUGGCCAGGUCGCAGUUGUAAAUGAGAACUUGUUCUCAACUGGCUUACCUGGUUAAAUAAAGGUGAAGAAAAAAAACAAAAAAACAAUUGUAAUAGAUUUGCAAACACUUCUAAAAACCUGUUUUCGCUUUGUCAUUAUGGGGUAUUGUGUGUAGACUGCUGAGGAUAUGUAUUUAAUUAAUCAAUUUUAGAAUAAGGCUGUAACGUAACAAAAUGUGGAAAAGGUCAAGGGGUCUGAAUACUUACCAAAGGCACUGUAUAAUCAUGUAUCUAUACCAUACCAUUGACCAAUACACCAUCUCUUCUCUACUCAACCCUGACACUAUAAUUAACAUCUCUUCGAAUGUUGUCAGUAUUCUGUAUGAAGUGUCUCAUCAGGAUUUACCCUCUCUUUAUGUUUAUUUCUCUAUUCUCCAGGCCUACUUUGAGGUUGCAGACCAGAGUGGCACCAUGUCCCUUGUCCUGUGGAAUGAGCUGUGUCCAGAAUGGUACCAGAGACUGAAUGUUGGAACUGUGCUCUAUCUCCAAAACUACACCCUCAAGCAGAGCUAUCAAAACAGGUCACGACCUCACAUAGACAACCACAGAAUGAAGAGCUUUCACUCAGUAGGUACUGAACUCAACCUAGUCAUUCACAACUUAGUAAAUCAACAUUACCAGUAUGUUGCCAUGCAGACACUCCUGAUUAGUCAUUUUGAGUGAACAUUCUGUCUGAUUCUGAGUACUUUGCGAAACUGUUCAUUUUAAUAUGAAUUUUUACUUCGCCUGUCUUACAGAAAUGUGUCUGAAUCCACGGAAUCCCACUGCAGUCCUUACUGUGGUUCCAGCCAAGAGUGUGCCGCCUCAAUGGGGCUUGCCCGAGGUUUCCUACCAGUUCGCCAUUAGGUCAAUUCACAACCACAUUAUGCAGUUGAAAUGAGAUUUUAUGUAAAAACAAAGGCCUUUCCCUGGGUAACAUUUCCAACAUUACUAAGCAGUCUUUAUUAUCUGCCUGAACUACUUAUUCCUAGCUUAUAAAUGUUUUUCUUCUAGAUCAGAACUGGAGAGCUUGGCCAGCAAUUCUGCAUGUGAUGUCAUUGGCUUGGUAACUUUUGUGAGUCGGGUGGAGAGAAUCAAGAAUAAGGGGAACACAGGUAAGAGUUGCUCAUUACACUUGAACUAGUCACUUAUUUCUCACUAUUAGGUCAUUCCAUGUGAAAAUGUAACACAAAUGCCCAUAAUUUCUUCCCUCUUUUGCAGGCCCAGAAAAAUACUGGACAUACCGCUGGGUCCAUGCAGUGGAUGGAACAUCCAAUAUUCCUUUCAUUUUGGAGAUCUUUGCUUCUUCACAACCAGAAAUAUUCAAUGGGAUAUACCCAAGUAAAUAUGACUAUUAAAUUUAGUAUAAUACCAACAAUUCCAUAGGUAAACUGAACAGAACUCCCCUAAUUGUACUUAUUUUCCCCCUGCUCUGCACUCUCCCAUUGCAGUGACAUACCUGGUCUGCACUCAGAUGAGGAAGUGUCAAGAGCAAGACUCACUCCCUUACCUCACCAGCAGCUGUGAGACACAGAUAUUCACAACAGGUAAGUGCUGCUGUCAUUUGCAAAGAAACAAAAGAUCAAAUCAAAGGUUAUUUGUCACAUGCACAAAAUACAGCGGGUGUGACGACAGUACAGUGAAAUGCUUACUUGCAGAUCUUCCUCAUCAGUACAGAAUACAUGUAGAUUAAUAAAAGUAAUACAAUAUAUAAUAAAAACUAAUUUCCCCUUAUACAAAAAAUGCGAUACAGUGUGAAACAGAAGUUCAACAGUAAAACUGCUCUAUUUAAAAAGGAAUAAAUGGAGAAACACACUGCAACUUUGUGAAGAUCUAGUAUGUAGUUGUUAUACUUUAUCAGAUGUAGUUUUCCCUCAGGGUAUCACAAGGGCCAGCCCUACGUGUCGGACCCCAGGGUGAAGAGCUUCAUCCAAUGGACCAAGACUCUGAAGGACAGCGUCAUGCUGAAGAAGACUGUUGUUGGUGGCCAUUAUUGCUUCCCUCAUGCCCCUCUGAUUUUCACACAGUCAGUGGCAGAUGGCUCAGGUAAAAGAGGUGAACCUUUUUCAAGAAGGAAAGAUCUACAUCUGUCUGUAAUAUGCACCACCUUUUUUUGUAUGCUUGUUUUUAACUACAGCAGACAUCACCAUUUAAAUCAUUUUCAUAAUUACAGUGCAUUUGGAAAGUAUUCAGACCCCUUGACUUUUUCCAUAUUUUGUUAGGUUACAGCCUUAUUCUAAAAUUGAUUACUGUUUUUUCCUUCAUCAAUCUACACACAAUACCACAUAGUGACAAAGCAACAACAGGUUUUAGAAAUGUUUGCACAUUUAUAAAAAAUAAAAUGCCACAUUUAUGUAAGUAUUCAGACCCUUUACUCAGUACUUUGUUGAAGGGCCUUUGGCAACGAUUACAGCCUCGAGUCGUCUUAGGUAUGACGCUACAAGCUUGGCACACCUGUAUUUGGGGAGUUUCUCCCAUUCUUCUCUGCAGAUCCUCUCAAGCUCUGUCAGGUUGGAUGGAGAGCGUUGCUGCACAGCCAUUUUCAGGUCUCUAGAGAUGUUAGAUUGGGUUCAAGUCCAAGCUCUGGCCGGGCCACUCAAUGACAUUCAGAGACUUGUCCCGAAGCCACUCCUGCGUUGUCUUGGCUGUGUGCUUAGGGUCGUUGUCCUGUUGGAAGGUGAACCUUCGCCCCAGUCUGAGGUCCUGAGUGCUCUGGAGCAGGUUUUCAUCAAGGAUCUCUCUGUACUUUGCUAUGUUCAUCUUUCCCUCGAUCCUGACUAGUCUCCAAGUCCCUAACGCUGAAAAUCAUCCCCACAGCAUGAUGCUGCCACCACCAUGCUUCACCGUAGGGAUGGUGCCAGGUUUCCUCCAGAAGUGAUGCUUGGCAUUCAGGCCAAAGAGUUCAAUCUUGGUUUCAUCAGACCAGAGAAUCUUGUUUCUCAUGGUCUGAGAGUCCUUUAGGUGACUUUUGGCAAACUCCAAGCAGGCUGUCAUGUGCCUUUUACUGAGGAGUGGCUUCCGUCUGGCCACUUUACCAUUAAGGCCUGAUUGGUGGAGUUCUGCAGAGAUGGUUGUCCUUCUGGAAGGUUCUCCCAUCUCCACAGAGGAACUCUGGAGCUCUGUCAGAGUGACCAUCAGAUUCUUGGUCACCUCCCUGACCAAGGCCCUUCUCCCCCGAUUGCUCAGUUUGGCCAGGCAGCCAGCUCUAGGAAGAGUCUUGGUGGUUCCAAACUUCUUCCAUUUAAGAAUGAUGGAGGCCCCUGUGUUGGGGACCUUCAAUGCUGCAUACAUUUUUGGGUUCUAUUCCCCAGAUCUGUGCCUCAACACAAUUCUGUCUCAGAGCUCUACGGACAAUUCCUUCGACCUCAUGGCUUGGUUUUUGCUCUGACAUGCACUGUCAACUGUGGGACCUUAUAUAGACAGGUGUGUGCCUUUCCAAAUUAGGUCCAAUCAAUUGAAUUUACCACAGGUAAACAUCUGAAGGAUGAUCAAUGGAAACAGGAUGCACCUGAGCUCAAUUUCGAGUCUCAUAGCAAAGGGUCUUAAUACUUAUGUAAAUAAGGUAUUUCUGUUUUUUAUUUGUAAUAAAUUUGCAAACAAUUCUAAACUUUUUUUCGCUUUGUCAUUAUGGGGUAUUGUGUGUAGAUUGAGGAAAUGUUUUUAUUUAAUCCAUUUUAGAAUAAGGAUGAAACAUAGCUAAAUGUGCAAAAAGUCAAGGCGUCUGAAUACUUUCCGAAUGCACUGUAUUUCCCAUCUCAGCUCAAGUUCCUCUAGUUGCUGCAAAUGAACUGAAGAGUGAGAUGGAGGGUCUGCAUUAUCGUGAGCACAAGCGGCUGGCAAUCCAAGGACAGAUCAUGGCUGUGCAGUAUGUGACAUGGCCAGAGGAGACUCUGUCAGACCAGGUAGGUUUCAUAGAUGUAUAACACACUUCAUGUGAAUUCAACACACUUAUAGUAUUUUUCUAAAGUAGAUGUGUUGGUUUUUUUACAUGAAAAAGAAACAGGACGCAUUACAAGACAAAAAAACAAGAACAGUUGCCUGUACAGAACUUUAUAGGUAUUGAUAUUGUCAUUGGUAAGGAAAGUUUAGAAUGUAAUGCCUGGUUCUCUCCAGCAGACGGUUCAGUCUGUUGUGACUGUACCUGACCCACCCAGUGAUCAGAGGACUGUAGAAGUGACUGAGACUCCGAUAAACAGGGAAACAUCGUCCUCUAGUGUGCAGAGCUCACCCAGCAGAAGGAAAAGAAAACAACCAAAGAAGAGGUGAAUAAUCCCCAAAUGGGGCGGAGAAAAAUUGUGCCGUUUUAAAGCUAAUUUCCUGCAAUUCUACACAUUAUGACAUGUUUUAUGUGUGUUAAAUUAUUAUAAUAAUCUUGUCGGGACCCGCGGUCUGUAUUGACCUCGUUAUGGGUCUGGAUCCGGACCACGGUCCACUUGUUUAGUAUGGCUGCCCUAAAACAAGGGUAAGCUAUUAAACAUUCAAAAUUGUACCGGUAACUCCCCUUUUCCUAUGGCAUUUGAAAUUGGAUUAGCAUAUUUUCACUUUAAUGUUUUAGAAUCAUUUUCUGUUGUCUUUUAGAGUGAUGAAGCGAUGCUAUAUUACUCGUGCCAGGAUGCAAGAGAAAAGGUAAUGAAUCAACUUCUAUGCUCCAUCAUACCAGGUCACUGUAAUAAUUUCUCUAUGCCCAUCAGGGACCCACCCAGUAACUCAGGUUAUAAUGAGAGCUUUGUCUGUUCACAGAGAGGCUGGCCAUGGCUUAACAGAAGAAGAGCUAGGUGAACAGGAAGAGGAGAGUGAUUCUGAAUCAGAGGAAGAGGAAGUUGGUCCACUAGAAAGAAACCCAGACCAAACUAGAGCCAGUGGACAACGAGGUCCAUCAGGUAUAAGAGUGUUGUGCCACAUUAACAUACUAUCUCACCACUUAUCUAUGUGGCCUAACUUCUAUUCCUCUCUUCAUGGGUUAAGCAUGGCUAGUGUAGUGCAGGGGCUAGCCUGAGAUAUUAACUAUACUGUUUAUCUGGAAACCAUGGAAACUACUUGCCAUCGCAUCAUUAAUGUGGGAUGUUACAACAAGGUUAGUGACACUGGUAGGCCUACUGUAUUUUGUUUCUAAGAUAUUCCACAGAGUGAAGGCGCUACUGGAGAGAGAGCAGUUGCAGACUGUGAUUGGACAUCCUGGGAAAGCAGCUCAUGGCCGAAGCAGAGACAAGAAGUGUUAGAAUAUUUACAUCCUGGUGGUGUGUACUCGGAGAGCCUUUCUCAGAGAUUCAGAUUUGACGACAAGACCCUUCUGCUGCAGCAGAGUAACCUACAUGCUGCCAGGUGGACUCCAGAGCAAACCACAGACACCCUCUCACCAGUAACCUGCAAAGGAUACUAUAAGAUCACAAUAUUAGGUAAUGUAGAGCUCAUGUACAGCAUUUAUUUGUAAUUUCUUUCAUUUGAUUGGAGUUAAUCUGUGAUUUUUAUUGUUUUCAGGGGUGAAGGUAAGCCGGUCCGGUACAGACUACCGGCAAAAUAAAUAGUGCCGGUACGCGUGCUGGUAAAACAUGAGCCUAUCACAAUAAUUAAAUCAAAGAUGAAAACUGUAGGCUAUCGCACCAUAAUCUAUCGUUAGCGCCUGUCAGCCGCAUGAGAAAUGAGCAAAUGGACUUGAAAACCCGGUGGUAUAGCUCCAAAAUGCGGUGUGAUUCGAGGUGAACAGUAAAAUUUUGCGCAGGCAGAGAUGACUGGCCGGGCCAUGACGCAAGCAGACACCAGUGAGUGGACACAUCAAUCAAUUAUGCCUAAUGACAAUCGCCGAAUGUCAUACUUUUUGGGGGUGUUUUAAUAGAUUUCCAUCCAUCUCUUUCCAUUCAUCUAAUGUUGGUCGCACAGUGCACUGUUUUAGAUGCUGGAAUUAUUUUAGAGUGGACCAACGUGUGCAGAUGUGAUUUGUUUGACAUGCCUGGUUGUGUGCCCCAUUUUUUUAAAAGGUAAUACAUUUUUAUAGAUGACAUGUCUUUACUAUUAGGCCCAUAAAAAUAAUUUGUGCACAUCGGAGGUCCUGUACCGGGAAGAAAUACAAUCUUUCACCCCUGAUUGUUUUGUACAUCCUUAGUGGUUUUAUUUAUAUUUUAUUCUAUAAUUUCAGGGCCUCCCGAGUGGCGCAGCGGUCUAAGGCACUGCAUCGCAGUGCUUGAGGCGUCACUACAGCCCCGGGUUCAAUCCCAGGCUGUGUCACAGCCGGCCGUGACCGGGAGACCUAUGAGGCGGCGCACAAUUGGCCCAGCGUCGUCCGGUUAGGGGAGGGUUUGGCCGGCAGGGAUUUCCUUGUCCCAUCGCGCUCUAGUGAGCCUUCUUGUGGCGGGCCAGGCGCCUGCAAGCUGACUUCGGUCGCCAGUUGUACGGUGUUUCCUCCGACACAUUGGUGCGGCUGGCUUCAAUUGGUGCGGCUGUGUCAAGAAGCAGUGCGGCUUGGCAGGGUCUUGUUUCGGAGGACGCAUGGCUCUCGACCUUCGCUUCUCCGUAGUCCGUACGGGAGUUGCAGUGAUGGGACAAGACUAACUACCAAUUGGAUUUCACGAAAUUGGGGAGAAAAAAGGGGUAAAAAGUACCAAAAAAAACGUCUAUAAUUUCAUUGUUUUACUACUUUCAUUGUCUCUCUCUGGCAGGUAUAAACCAGCAGAUGGCCAUCGAUGCUGCCUUUGUUCCUGUGAUGUCAUCUGGGGACCCCAGGUCCUUAGGUCUACCUCAAGACCCCCAUGACAACACACUUCUUUCCUGCCUGUCUGCAGGCUUCAUCUGCCCUCUCGCAGACCCCCUGAGCCAGAGUGAGGUUGCUCUCCCUGAACCAGGUAACACACUGGGUAGAGGGGGACAGGAGGGGAGGGUAAACGCACACCCCUGAGAGCAAGUCAUGGGGCACUGCUUCUAGCUAAGGCGAAACUCCAGGCUAUUUUCAAGCAGACUACUAUUCGUGGUUCAUGACCUGCUCACAAGCAUUUUUACAAUAUCAUAUUUCCUAAGGUUGACCUCCAAGUGGGUCUUUCAACUCUAAAACGUAGAUUCCACUUAAGAAAGCAGUUAUGGCAAAUCAAAUGCGCUGUCCAUUUCUGAGGCUAGACUGAGUAUUGAUUACAUUGUACAGUACAGGGUCAAAUCAAACUUUAUAUGGUAGAUUCUGUCUACACAUAUAAUAUUAGGCAUUGAUUAAUUACAUACUGAGUAUACUCAAACAUUAGGAACGCCUUCCUAAUAUUGAGUUGCACCCCCCCCCCCCCCCCCCCCCCCUUGCCCACAGAAGAGCCUCAAUUUGUCGGGGCAUGGACUGGUGUUGAAAGUGUUCCACAGGGAUGCUGGCCCAUAUUGAAUCCAAUGCUUCCCACAGUUGUGUCAAGUUGGCUGGAUGUCCUUUGGGUGGUGGACCAUUCUUGAUACACACAAGAAACUGUUGAGCGUGAAAAACCCAGCAGCGUUGCAGUUCUUGACAGCUAGUACCUUACCCUGUUCAAAGGCACUUAAAUAUUUUGUCUUGCCCAUUCACCCUCUGAAUGGCACACUUACACAAUCCAUGUCUCAAUUGUCUCAAGGCUUAAAAAUCCUUCUUCAACCUGUCUCCUCCCGUUCAUCUACACUGAUUGAAGUGGAUUUAACAAGUGACAUCAAUAAGGGAUCAUAUUCACCUGGUCAGUUAAGGUGUUCAUAAUGUUUUGUAUACUCAGUGUAGAAUGUAGACACUGUUUUUAGGAGGUUUGCAUACAUAAUGUUUCCAACAAUUUAAAUACUCUGAAGUUAAUUUGUGUAUGCUGGUUUUUCUUAAUUUUGUUCUUUCAGAGGAGAUUUUAGCAACUGCUGAGGAGCUGAAAGACACCCAUUUUGUGUGUAUCCUUGACCUCUGUCAUCUGGGAGGAGAUAAAUUGGAGGUUAUCAUCACCAAGGUGUAUAGAAUGACUGACAUUGCUUUGGUAUAGAUAUUGGACCACAGUAUGUGUUGUCUUGUCUGAAAUUAAUGUAUUCUUUCUUGAGUUGUUCUUGUCUAUUAAUGUUCUGUGUUAUGUCAUGUUUCAUGUUUUGUG